AUUUUGAAAAUUCCUGGGCUCAAUUCUGAAGUUAUUUCAGAGGUUAAUAUAAUGAAGUCGCAGGACACUUCAGUAUUUAAGCCGUUACAAAUAGACCCAAAAGAUUUAACUCCAAGUCCUAUGGGCCCAGAAGAACGAAGUUCUUCAUAUUUGUGUAAAAGAAUGUAUAAAUUUGAAGAAGUUGCUUGUUAUAAUCCCAAGAUUGCAAAUUUUGAUGUAGCUCGUAAACAAAAUGAACCCACUAGUCAAAUCCCUGAUCUUAAAAAGGUUGUACGUUGGAUGGCUCCUGAAAAAAUAAAAGGCGAACCUUAUACUACACGUUGUGAAAUUUUCAGCUUUGGAAUGUUGCUUUGGGAACUCACUUAUGAAAAAGAACCUUAUCAGGGUAUUGAUAGCUUCGAAGAAAUUAAAGACCUUGUUACGAAUGGUUUUAGAGAAAAAAUCUCUUUUGCUCCUACGCAGGAUCCAAAAAUAAAGGAAAUUCAACAAACAUUUGAAUAUAUUAUGAAAACAA
This is a messenger RNA of Racocetra persica, 514 nucleotides long. The record is from the annotation of a GenBank genome assembly. Lineage: Eukaryota; Fungi; Glomeromycota; Glomeromycetes; Diversisporales; Gigasporaceae.